AAUGAAGCGCCUGCAAGGAAAGGCGGCAGUGAUGUUUAGUUGCGGAGUAGAAGUGGGUCGAGCUGCUGUGGGGUUUCUGUGUGACUUUCAUGUCACCUUAAAUUAAAAUUAGCCUGAAUUCAUCGUUAUCUUAAUCGGCCGUAAUGGCCGGUGUGAUCCGGCGGCUGGACGAGGCGGUGGUGAACCGCAUCGCGGCGGGGGAAGUGAUCCAACGGCCCGCCAACGCCGUGAAGGAGAUGCUGGAAAACUGUCUGGACGCGGGGUCCAGCAGCAUCCAAGUCACGGUGAAGGACGGAGGACUGAAGCUCAUCCAGAUCCAGGACAAUGGCUGUGGCAUCAGGAAGGAGGACAUGGAGAUCGUGUGUGAGAGGUUCACCACAAGCAAACUGCGGGCCUUCGAGGACCUCAGCGUCAUCACCACUUACGGCUUCCGCGGAGAGGCCCUUGCCAGCAUCAGUCAUGUGGCUCACCUUACCAUAACAACGAAAACAGCUGAUGGAAAAUGUGCCUACAGAGCCGCUUACUCUGAUGGGAAGCUGAAGGCUUCCCCCAAACCGUGUGCAGGGAACCAGGGCACCCAGAUUACGGUGGAGGACCUGUUCUACAACGUGUCCACACGCAGGAAGGCCCUGAGAAGCCCCAGCGAGGAGUACAGCAAGAUCGUGGAGGUGGUCAGCAGAUACGCCAUCCACAAUUCAGGCAAGAGCUUUGCAGUGAAGAAGCAAGGGGACACCACGGCAGACCUGAGGACUCUUCUUAACGCCUCGAUGGUGGACAACAUCCGGGCCGUGUUCGGCAACGCUGUGAGCAGGGAGCUCAUCGAAGUCGGAUGUGAGGACCAGAAACUGGCUUUCAAACUGAGGGGCUUCAUCUCCAAUGCCAACUAUUCGGUGAAGAAGUGCAUCUUCCUGCUCUUCAUCAACCACCGCCUGGUCGAUUCCAGCGCACUCAAGAAGGCCAUCGAGACUGUCUACUCGGCGUACCUCCCCAAGAACACACACCCCUUCCUCUACCUCAGCCUGGAGAUCAGUCCGCAGAAUGUGGACGUCAACGUCCACCCCACAAAGCAUGAGGUGCACUUCCUGCACGAGGAUGCCAUCAUCGAGAGUGUCCAGAAACACGUGGAGGGGAAACUGCUUGGCUCCAACUCCUCGCGCACCUACUUCACACAGACCCUACUCCCGGGACUUCCUGCCCCUGGGGGUGACGUGAGGCCAUCCUCCAGCUGUCUGUCGGACCCCAGCGAGCGCCCCUCCGCCCAGCACAUGGUGCGCACAGACUGCCGCGCACAGAAGCUGGACGCGUUUCUGCAGCCUGGUGUCGGCGUCAGUGCCCCUGAUGCCCCAGACCAGCAGGGGCGCCCUCGCGAAGACUCACGUGGGCUGGAUGACGCAAGGAUGCCGACAGCCCUCGAGGAGGAGGAGGAGCCCAAAAUCUCGGAGGGCGUCCAAAAAGGGAGCCCCGUCCUUCCGGAAGUCUCCUCCAGGAAGCGCCCACGCGUCGAGCCUCCCCAGGAGUCUCCGCCUCCUGCCACACCCUCCAGACGCAACAUCCGGCUGACGAGCGUUAAGGAGCUGCGCGUAGAGAUCAGUGACCGUGCCCAUGCAGGCCUGCAGGAGAUGCUGCAGAACCACACGUUUGUGGGCUGUGUCACACCCCAGUGGGCCCUGGUGCAGCACCAGACCAAACUGUACCUGCUGGACGUCACCAGGCUAAGCCAGGAGCUCUUCUACCAGAUUGUCAUCUACGACUUCGGCAACUUUGGGCUCUUGAGAUUAUCUCAGAGUCCGGCUCCUCUCUACGACCUGGCCAUGCUGGCGCUGGAGAUGGAGGAGAGUGGCUGGUCUGAGGACGAUGGCCCCAAGGAAGGCCUGGCCCAGUACAUCGUGGACUUCCUCCAGAAGAAGGCGGAGAUGCUAGAGGACUACUUCUCCAUGGAGAUCGAUCAGGAGGGCAAUCUGACAGGGCUGCCCCUGCUCCUGGAUGGAUACACGCCAGCCAUGGAGGGCCUCCCCAUGUUCGUGCUGCGCUUGGCCACAGAGGUGAACUGGGACGAGGAGAAGGAGUGUUUCCGGGACUUCAGCCGCGAGUGCAGCAUGUUUUAUUCCAUGAGGAAGCAGUACAUGCCAGAGGACACACUGGAAGCGGAGCCCAAGGAGCAGGGCACCACAGGCCCUUCUUGGAGGUGGACUGUGGAACAUCUGCUCUUUAAGGCCUUCAGGACUCUACUGAGCCCCCCAGGGACCUCCACCCAGGACGGCAGUGUGCUGCAGAUCGCCAACCUGCCCGACCUCUACAAGGUCUUUGAGAGGUGCUGAGAGCGGCACCUCCCUCAGGAUCUGGCUUGAAUGACCACUGUGAUUGCUGUGUGAGGU
Messenger RNA from Scleropages formosus (Asian bonytongue), 2375 nucleotides. RefSeq names its product mutL homolog 1, colon cancer, nonpolyposis type 2 (E. coli) (gene mlh1). Gene Ontology annotation, molecular function: mismatched DNA binding; ATP binding; ATP-dependent DNA damage sensor activity. The record is from RefSeq and is a predicted model, not a curated record. Bases 144 to 2318 code for a protein of 724 amino acids. Gene Ontology annotation, cellular component: MutLalpha complex. Gene Ontology annotation, biological process: mismatch repair. Lineage: Eukaryota; Metazoa; Chordata; Actinopteri; Osteoglossiformes; Osteoglossidae. The transcript has 19 exons.